Messenger RNA from Onthophagus taurus, 4455 nucleotides. The record is from RefSeq and is a predicted model, not a curated record. NCBI's taxonomy places the organism in Eukaryota, Metazoa, Arthropoda, Insecta, Coleoptera, Scarabaeidae.
GGAAAUUUAAAUCCGUUGAGUGGUGAACUAUCUUUUUCCCUAAAUUUGUCUUAGUGCUAAAGAAUUGUUAUCGAAUUGUGGUAUUUAAAAAAUGGGUAGAUAUUUGCAGAAAUUUCUUUUACUUUUUUGGAAGAAUAGUCUCUUACAAUGGAGAGAACCGAAGGACACACUUUGCGAUAUCUUAAGUCCCAUUCUAUUCGCUGCUUUCGUAAUAUUGCUACGAGUACUUAUUAUUCCAGUAAAACAUGAUGCCAUACAAUUUACGGAGUUCUCGCCAGUUAUAAUUCUCCCGGUUAAUGCACCAGAAAAGAUAAGUGCUUCUAUUUUCUCUAUUUUCUGGGCACCAUGUGGAAAUGGCGAAUUAAAUAGUAUUAUGACUGCUAUCGGUAAGAAAUAUUCCCCACUGUCUCAAUUGUGCGUUGAUAACUCCGGUGAAUUAGAACGAACAUUAGAACUGUAUAGACCAGUUGUAUUUGCAGCUGUUCAGUUUGAUGACCUGCUAAAUGGAAAGGAUGUUAUUACGGAAAAAAUGGAAAUUAUUAUAAGAUUUCCAGGAGAAUUACGAACCAACGGAAGUAACGCUACAAACACAAACGAAUGGUUCACACAUUUAACAUUUUCGCAACACAAAAUGCCUGGGCCCAGAGACUUUGCAAAUAACUUUGGUGCAAUACCGAAUUACUACUUCGAAGGUUUUUUAAGCUUACAACACGACAUUUCUAUGGAAAUUAUUAGCACGCACAUGAAACGAGAAAAAGUCAGCGAUCGUAAUCUUCCAACAAUUUUUAUGCAAAGUCAUAUGGUGACUGUACUUACUACUGAAAAAGAAACACAGGUAAAGGAAGCAAUGAAAAUCAUGGGAUUACCAAAUUGGUUACAUUGGAUGGCAUGGUCCUUCAACAUGCUUAUCUUACUUAUUAUUUCUAUUGCUUUAAUGGUGGUAAUAUGGAAGGUUUCUUGGAGAAGCGAUUCUGGUUUUAGCGUCAUUACAUUCAGCGAUGCAUCAGUACUGUUUGUGUUGCUCUUAUGUUUUAUUUGCUCUCUUAUAGCAUUCUGUUUUUUAAUGAGUGUUUUUUUUAAAAAAGCUACUACUGCAACUGCUCUUGCUUCAACGGUCUACCUAUUAACUUUAGCACCAUACUAUUUGGUUGAAAUGUACUUCGAUAUUUCGAAUUUAUUUAUAAAACUUAUAGCUAUGCUUGGAUGUGGCAGCGCAUUAGGUUACGGUAUUCUAUUAUUUAGAAUCUUUGAAGGAUUAGGAACAGGAUUACAAUGGAAUUCUCUUUUCUGUGCAGUUAGUGCAAAUGAUUCAUUAACAUUAGGUCAUGUUAUUAUUAUGUUGAUAAUAGAUACAAUAAUCUACUUUUUAAUUGCUGUCUAUGUCGAAUCAGUUUUUCCUGGAGAAUAUGGGGUAGGUCAACGUUGGUAUUAUCCGUGUACAGCUUCUUAUUGCUGUGGUCAAACUUACGCAGAUCAUGAAGAUCAAGCGGAUAGAAUAGAUGGAACGGAUACUUACGAAAAUGAACCGAUUAAUUUAAAACCCGGCGUUAAAAUUAAACAUUUAAGAAAGGUGUAUAAAAAUAAUAACGUGGCGAUCAGCGAUUUAUCUCUGAAUAUGUAUGAAAAUCAAAUUACGAUUUUAGUUGGUCAUAACGGUGCUGGAAAAACAACAGCUUUGUCGAUGUUAACCGGGAUGAUAACUCCAACUUCUGGUACUGCGGUAAUAAACGGUCAUGAUAUAAGAACUAAUAUGAAUAAUAUUCGUGAAAGUAUGGGAUAUUGUCCGCAAAAGAAUAUUUUUUUUAAUGAGUUAACUGUGAGAGAACAUUUUUAUUUCUUCCUUAAGGCGAAAGGAAUAGUGAAUAAGCAAGAAGUCGAAAAUGAAAUUAAAAAGUAUAUUAAUCUUUUGGAAUUAACUGCGAAGACUAAUGCAAAAUCAAAAACGUUAUCUGGAGGAAUGAAAAGAAAACUGUGUGUUGGAAUUGCAUUAUGUGGUAACUCAAAGGUGUGUGUGUUCGAUGAACCAACAGCUGGUAUGGAUCCAGCUGCCAGAAGAUCCGUGUGGGAUCUCUUGCAUCAACAAAAAAGCGAAAGAACUAUUUUAUUAAGUACACAUUUUAUGGACGAAGCUGACGUAUUGGGUGAUAGAAUUGCAAUCAUGGCAGGUGGUCAAUUACAAUGCUGCGGAACAAGCUUCUUUCUCAAAAAAAAAUACGGUGCUGGUUAUUAUCUGGUGAUGGAAAAGAAGCCAAAAUGCGAUGUAAACGCGGUGACCAAACUUCUAAAAAAAUACAUUCCAACUACUAAAGUAGAAACCGAUGUUGGGUCAGAAUUAACGUAUCUUUUACCUAAAGAAUACUCCUCAGUCUUUCAAGGAAUGUUACGCGACUUCGAAAAUCAAGCCGAUAAACUUGGAAUUGUUACGUUUGGUGUAUCAUUAACAUCGAUGGAAGAAGUAUUUAUGAAAACUGGUAUCGAGCAUAAACUUCAAGAAGAUACAACCGAAAAUAUUAAUGACGAUACUGAUGAAAUGAAACAGACCUCGAAUACCACCGGGGAUGUAAGUGAUAUACACAUGGUAACUGGGUUUCGAUUAAAAAUAAAUCAAACGAGAGCUAUGAUAAUGAAGAAAUUUUACGCAACAUGUAGAGCUUGGUUUAUGUUUAUACUUCAAUAUUUUAUUCUGUUAGCUCCCUGCGUAAUUUAUAUUGUAACAACGCUAAGUAAGGCUAGCUAUCUACAUCCAGCAAGAUUAGACUUAUCAUUAGAUGCGUAUGAUAAUUCUACAACUCCUGUUGCUACUAAGGAUAUAAAUGACCCCUUUUACAAAAGAUAUAAAAAUAUUUUGGAGAAAGAGGGCCGACACAUACUAGAUUGGGGCGAAGAAAAUUUCAAUGCAAACUUAUUAAAACUGGCGAGUUAUACUAUUAAUAUUUGGUUAGAAGGUUAUCUCGCAGCAUUGAUUAUGCAGAUGGUGAUGAUGCAUUAUGAGGAGAAAGUUCAAAAUUUGCAUUGGAUUUUACUUUUUCUACCUACUUACGGUAUUAUAAGUGGUAUUAAUGAUAUGCAUAGCAAAUAUUCCAUUAAUGCAGUUUGUACUCGAUGGGAUGAGAUGAAGAAAGGUUUGAGUUGUAGUAUUGCUCCGAAUAUGUGUUGUGAUAAUGACGAACACUAUUUGGGAUGGGAUAAAAAAGGAAUUGGAAGGCACCUUACUUACUUAUCAAUAACAGCAAUUGUUCUAAUUUUUAUAUUGAUGUUAAUUGAAUAUAAAUUAUUUCAAAAAUUAUCAAGUAAGGUGAAUAAAAGUUGGACACGAAUUCUUCAGUCUGAUGAGGCAGAGGACGCUGAUGUUUUAGAAGAAAGGAGAAAAGUAAGAAAUGGGGAGAUUGAUAAGCAGGAUUACAGCGUUGUUUUAAAAGAUGUUUCAAAAUGCUACGGACGGAUUUUUGUUGUUAACCAGCUGUGUUUGGGUAUUAAAGGAGGUGAAUGUUUUGGGUUACUCGGAGUUAACGGUGCUGGUAAAACAACUACGUUUAAAAUGAUGACCGGUGAUAUUCCAAUAACUCACGGAGAUGCUUGGAUUUAUGGGGAAAACGUUAAAAUCAAUAUGAAAAAGGUUCAGAAACAUAUUGGGUACUGUCCCCAAUUUGAUGCUUUAUUAGAAAAUUUCACGGGCAAGCAAACUCUUAUUAUAUACUGUUUAUUGAGAGGAAUCACCUUUAAAGACAGCAAAAAUGUUAUAGAAAACUUAGCUAAAGACUACGAUUUUUAUAAACACCUCAAUAAGCAAAUCCGAGAAUAUAGCGGUGGUAAUAAAAGAAAAUUAAGCGCGGCCAUUGCUUUGAUAGGAAAUCCUCCGAUUGUAUUUUUGGACGAACCAACCACUGGUAUGGAUCCUGCAACAAGACGCAACGUCUGGAACGCACUAUGUCGUACCCGAGAUGGUGGAAAUUGCUUAAUAUUAACCACACAUAGCAUGGAAGAGUGUGAAGCUUUAUGCACAAGAUUGGCCAUUAUGGUAAACGGAUCGUUUAAAUGUCUUGGUACCAGUCAACAUUUAAAGAAUAAAUUUUCGCAAGGUUACACUUUAAUUAUAAAGGUUCAAAAGACCGAUGCGACAGUUGAGCUCAAAGAGACAGAAAUGCGGCGGGUGGGGGAGUUUGUAAAGAGCAAUUUUCCUUCGGCCGUUUUAAGUGAAAGUCAUCAAGAGUUAAUGACUUAUUACAUCCCUGAUACGAAAGGUUUAAAGUGGUCGGAAAUGUUUGGAAAAAUGGAGAAAGCAAAGGAAUCAUUGAAUAUUUCGGACUACACUUUAGGUCAAUCGAGUUUAGAACAAGUGUUUUUAUCUUUCACGAAAUUCCAACGUCAAGAGUAAUGUUGCGAAAUGAUUCAAAUUCUCAUAAAAAAUGUAGCAAAAAGAAGAUAAAUAUAUUUUUAAAAAAAUUGUAACGUCCA